Messenger RNA from Symbiodinium necroappetens, 669 nucleotides. NCBI's taxonomy places the organism in Eukaryota, Dinophyceae, Suessiales, Symbiodiniaceae. The record is from the annotation of a GenBank genome assembly.
AUGGAGGUGUUGCGGCACUUGGGUUUCACCCUGCUCAAAUCGGAGCAGAAUGAGCUCCUGGAGCUCAUCGGUGCCGAGAACGAGGAGCGGCUCCACUUCGACCUCGUCCACUCCCUGGUCAUGGAAGCACGUGCACAGCACGGCUUUGCAAAGGAGGAGUACGAUGAGCUGGCCGCGCACUUCGACGCGUACUGCGAUGCAGAUGGGGAGAUGCCGAACCUGCAAAUGUACGAGCUUCUGCGUUACAUCGGCCACGAAAACAGCCUCGAUGAGGUCAAAGAUCUGCUUGACCAAGUCGAUUACAACCACAACGGCACCAUGGAUCGUCGAGAGUACUUCCGGCUGAUGCGCCUCCAAAAGGAGCAGAACUUGGCCGGCUACCGAAACGCCUGGUGCUCUAGCAAGAUGCGCUGUGGACGAAAGGCUUUUCAGGUGGUGGAGAAGGCUCUCCACUCUCGUCUGAACAAGCACCCCGAGAUCCUAGGCAGACUGCUCGCGGAAGCACAAGCCGAGGAGAUCAACGCUGCUGCAGGCGAUUUCGACGCCUUCGCGACACUAGCGGAGAACCUGCGUAAGCAGAUCCCUCUCGAGAGCCGGAAGUAUGCGAGCUUCAAGGAAGUGGAGUACUUGAUGCUGAAGAAGAUCUUCGAAAGGCAAAGCGAUUUAGAG